Molecule: messenger RNA, 1089 nt
Organism: Cryptosporidium muris RN66
Lineage: Eukaryota; Apicomplexa; Conoidasida; Eucoccidiorida; Cryptosporidiidae
Exons: 4
Coding region: 1-1089 (362 amino acids)
Biological process (GO): actin cytoskeleton organization; barbed-end actin filament capping
Cellular component (GO): F-actin capping protein complex; actin cortical patch
Molecular function (GO): actin filament binding
Source: RefSeq, a predicted model, not a curated record
AUGAAUACCAAAGAUAAAAUUUCGAAUUUGGAUCUCGUUAGAAAUUUAGUUGAGAAUAUAGCACCUGGUUCAGCAUUUAGUGUGGUGUCACAUUGUGUAGAUCUAAAUGCUAAUAUUUCUACUGCUCAACUUGAAUCUUUGGUUCAAGAACACAUAGAAAAGUAUUCAUUUUUGGUUCCUUUAGUUAAUUUUACAACUGAAUCUCAAGGUUUGAUUUGGGGUCUUGUAUGGAAAGAUGCGAAAUUUCCCUUAACUAAAUUAGUCUCAAUUCCUAAUACUUCAUCUUUACUAUCGAAUUAUAACAGCAUAUCUAAUAACUUAACAUUACCAAAAUAUAUUGAUCCUACACUUGGUAUCGCAUUUACAAUUCAGCCAAGUGUAAUGGGAGUUGUAGAUAUUGAGAAAUUUGAAAUAAAACAAACUUCAAACUUAGCUAAAAUUAGGAUUGCUUUGGAUAGCAAAUUUGAAGAUCCAGUUGUAUGGAAUUUUAUAAACAAUCCAGGAAGUGACAAUUAUAUACCAUUAACAGGGGAAGACUAUUGCAAAUUCAAUGUUCCAGCAAGAAGAACAGUUGUUUUCGAUUCGGAAGUACUACCAAAAAUAUCUAAAGACAAUCUCCAGAGUUUAGUUAUUGUGCGUUCUGCAAUGAAUUUGAAAUUAAGUUCAUUAAAAAGUGGAUCUUGGCAUAGUGAAUGGGUGAUAAGCUUUCCAAGUGAUGAGUCUCAGGGAUUAAACUGGAUUGGGAAAAUUUUUAUCCAUAGUUUUUGUGGAGAACAGGGGAAUUCUCAUUUAGUUUAUUCAAGAGAAAAUAUAUACAUCAAACUUGAACAAAACUUUAAAAAAUUAAACUUCUCUGAUGAGGACUUAAAAAAUUUUGUUGAAGAAUCUGUAUCAAAAAUAAAUGAAGCUGAAAAUAAUUUCCACAUAUCUCUGAAAUUAGAAGUAAAUAAGUUUCGUGAUGAAAGCCUAACAAAACUUCGAAGAAUUGUUCCUGUAAAUAAAGUACCAUUUGAUUGGACGAAGUUCUACACAUCUAUUAAAGAUCCACUUUCAGAUGUUAUUUCAAUUUCUACAUCAUUUAACAAGUAG